AUGGUGCAGGGACCAAAAUGCUGUAGCAGCAGCAGCUUAGCAGAAACCGUAGCAGACUAUGAAGAUAUCCUUACCGAAAUCCUUUUGCGUGUGCCAGCUCGACCUCUGGUCCGCUUCAAAUGCGUCUCCAAGCACUGGCUCUUUCUUAUUUCCGACCCCAAGUUCUGUCAUCGCCAUAUGCUAAAGAAUCCACACCCGCCCAUUUCCGCCUUCUUUUCUCAGAAGUCCAGCGAGUUUGGUUUUGUCCCUCUCCACUUUGAUCAUGAUCCGACUAGUAUUAGAACACGCGGGAACCAAAACCUAAUUGAGUCUGCAAGGUCCUGCAAUCCUCUGGAUUUCGUACACAGCCUACACAGCAUUAAGAUUGUCCAGUCCUGCAAUGGCCUCUUCUUGUGCUGUCUCCAUCCUCCACGAUACUCUUACCCAACUAGAGCUAGUACACUUGUUUAUUAUGUUCUCAAUCCCACAACCAACAAGUUCACCACACUUACUCCUCCAGCAGCUGCUGCUGCCACUACCAGUGAUCCUCGAAUCUUUGGCUACGCUUUGGCUUUUGACCCUUCCAAAUCACCUCAUUACAAAGUGGUCUUCCUUUGGUGUGUUGACGAACCAAUUGCAGGCCACUGGUGCCCGUACCAUCGCAUAGAGAUAUAUUCGUCUGAGACUCAAAGUUGGAGGCUUCUCGAUUCUUCUUUCAACACUCAACCUCAAGUCGUCUACAAAGUUGGUGUAUACUGCAAUGGCGCAGUUCAUUGGGUAGGCGUUGAUUGUGAGAUGUCGUACUAUCACAUAGAUGAAGAACGUGUGGGAUUCGUUGAUGGUUUCGCUAGGGAUGACGGCGGGACGAGUUUCUUUACGAGGCAGUCUAGAUAUUUUAGGGAGUCUCAUGGUGGUGGCCGUUUGCAUCUUAUUGAUAUUCAUAUACAAUGUCAUACUAGAUUUCAAGUCCUGGAGAUGGGGAAAGACUACUCUGGCUGGUUUGUCAAAUACAAUGUUGAUCUUGAUCCCUUAUGCACCGCUUACCUGCACAUCCCACAGAAUCUUUUUGUUAUUCUGUCGCUUGCUCCGGAGGAAAAUGAACAAGAUGAGGAAACUUCAUCUGUGUUGCUGCUGCAUACUCCUGGUAAAGUCAUCUCUUUUAAUCUUAGGAAUAACACCUUCAAAUCUAUUGAUUUAAAUCCCAAGGUCGGUGUUGAUGAAUCCUUUUGCCGAGUUGGUAGGUGGAAUUAUCGAUAUGUUGAGAGUUUGGCUGUUGUGUAA
This is a messenger RNA of Fragaria vesca subsp. vesca, 1260 nucleotides long. RefSeq names its product F-box protein At5g07610-like. The transcript has a single exon. The record is from RefSeq and is a predicted model, not a curated record. Bases 1 to 1260 code for a protein of 419 amino acids. NCBI's taxonomy places the organism in Eukaryota, Viridiplantae, Streptophyta, Magnoliopsida, Rosales, Rosaceae. Gene Ontology annotation, molecular function: protein binding.